CUUACAUAUUUGUAAAUCAAUUUAUUUACCAAAAAUGAUGGUUCUGCUGCUGUUCACUGCUUGUUGUUUGGGAAUUCUGCCUCUUGCAUGAAACACAGGAAGUGUGGGUGGUGCUUAGCUAGUGCAAGAGAUAACCUGGACUGUGUGCAUACAUCCUGAGCCUGUCUUCAGAAGGUCCACACUGUGCCUGAAAGGUAAAUCAAGGCCCCUCUCUUAUAUGACUGCCCCUAAUGUUCUAGGAAUCUGUCCCUUAUGUAAUAAUAUGUUUUUAUUAUGUACACAGAGCUGCCUUCUGAAUGUAAUCUCUCUAUUCUAUGUCCCUUUAGCUUGUCAUCAGCAACAGAAGUUCACUGCUUAGACCAGGGCUGAUGUUGUGAUAUAACCCCUUCCUUGCUGUGAACCUGAUGCUGUUUGUUUCUGCUCACUUAGGGGGAGAUUUAUGAAAACCUGUGCAGAGGCAAGGUUGCUGAGUUGCCCAUAGCAACCAAUCAGAUCGCUUCUUUCAUUUUUCAGACUCAGCAACUUUUUCCUCUGCACAGGGUUUGAUAAAUCUCCCCCUUGGUACAACAGCGUCUUCCGUCCAGUGCAAUUUCUACAGCACUAUAUCAUGUCAUAGCAGAGAGGAGUAGGUGCUGACAAGAGAAGUAAGCAAAAGGAAGUUCUGGCUUGUCCUGCCAUAGUUGACACUAUGGAGUAGACUUUUAGGAGCUCAAUAACAGAAUGGAAUCACUAAAAUUUUGACACCACCCUAAAGGAUUAAAUCCUUUCAAAAAUAAAGCAGGAGCAUUUCAGACGAUUUAGACAGCAGGGGUGCUGGGAGUUAGACCCGACUGAUCUAACUAUAGAUAGUAGCAGAUAACCCUUUUAAAGGAACACUCCAUGCAAAUCUGACAAGUGCUGACAGCAUAGGUUCAGCAGCGUCAUCACCAAGCAGUGACUGUGUCCCCCGGGACUGCAGAAUCCCAACAGCACAGGGACAAAAUGGGGAGCAUGAUGCACUGGUUCUUGUGCCUUCUAGUCUCUUUGCUUCCCAUAGUCUCUGGAUGUCCCUCUCACUGCAGCUGUAGCUCUGGAAUUGUAGACUGCAGCUAUAAGGACCUUACCAGCAGUUCUCUGCCGUCCUCUUUCCCCACUUCCACUCAGGUCAUCCGUCUGGAGCAGAAUAACCUAUUGUCUAUGCCUAAUGGUCUUCUAGACCACCUUCCAAACCUUCAAGAGGUCUACCUUCAGCACAACCCUUGGCACUGUGACUGUGACAUCCUUUAUCUGCGUAGUUGGCUACAAGGGCAGCAGAAAAAAGGACUGUACCGUGAUGUGACUUGUGCAUCUCCUGAGCCUCUACAAGGGAGGGUUAUCAUGUACCUGACAGAGGACGAACUUAUGACCACCUGCCAGUACUGGUACUGCAACCUUGCUUUGAUCUCCCAGCUCUGCCUCCUUAUCUUUAUUGUAGUACAAGGCAUUCUGCUAAUCUUCAUCAUUCUCUCAUUGCGUCGUUUCCAGAAGAUUGCUAGAGAAGCACGACGCACAGCCAAGGAACUGCAACAGAACUCUGAGAACUACACCUAUGAUAAUAGCAUUCCAUUAUACAACUACGAUAGGACAUAAGGAAACAUUGUGAAAUACAGUAUAACUCCUUUAGUCCAGCACCCGACAGCCUAGACACCUCAACCAUAGAAGUUGUCUCCAAGUAUAAUCUUAAUGGUUGGGGAAUUAAGGAGUCUCCUUUUCUAAGAUCUAAGCUCCAGAGAUCUAAGGGCUAAAGUUGAAGAUUGGAAAAGAGCAAAAAUGUAACUGGAUCAGAGAAAAUCUGACCUACUGGGGACUUCUGGGAGGAGAACGGAUCAUUGUUUUUAUUGUAUUGCUGGUGCACGAUUACUGUACACAGUAACAUUAUAUAUGGUUACAGUAAUAUUAUAUAUGGUUAUAGAAGUGCAUAUGGGUAUUAAGCCAAGAAACACAAGUACCUGUUGUAAGUAUAAUGCCAAAACAUAAACAUCUUCCUCUAUUACAGUUUCAGAUUAUACUGAGUAGAGAAGUUGGUGCCAUACUACAUGGUAACAGAGAGACGCUAUACACAUAGACUGAUUUGUUUCUCUAACACUUUGUUUUGAGUAUUAAAUAUUAUAAACACAGUUUGUAGUUCACAAAUUUAUUUCAGAAUUUUUUGCAGCUGUCCAAUUCAUCGGAAAUAUCUCCAUGCUGACUAAUGGAAUUGAAUAUCAGUUGCAGAAAUUUCUGUAACAGAUCUGCCAGGUGUGAUCUCACUCUUAAAGGGGUUAUCUCACAAAAAAAAAAGUUUCAUAUUUUUUAUUUUUAAACAUACCCAGGCUGCCCAAAAAAUCCUAACAAUUCACUUUGUUCCUGUAGCCUUCAGUAUAGCUGCUACCGGUCUAUGCCACCCUCCACUUCCUGGUGCUGGAGCCUAAUACACCAGAGUGCUGCUCAGCCAAUUACCGACCAAGGUGGGAUGCCGCUGUGGCCAGGUAUUGGCUGAGCAGCAAUGUGUCACACGGACCCCAGCACCCCAUCUCCGGUGAACUUCACUUCCUGGUAUUAAGGCCCAAUACAUCAUAUUGCCGCUAAGCCAAUAACUGAUGACAGUGGUGUCCCAUCCUAGCCAGUAAUUGGUUAAGCUGCACUCUAAGGUCCCAGCACCACCACAAGUGGAGCAUGGUGGACACAGGAGCAGUAAUAUCGGAGGUUAAGUAAGAUGUAAGUAGAGGUUCUUUUGGUAGCUAGGACAUUUUUUUUAACCUUUUAGUCGGGUAACCUCUUUAACGUUUUAUGGCAAUUUUCUUACCUGGAUUAUGUUAGCUAGUUCAAUUAUCUCACCAUUUGGUUUGACAGGUAGUAAUGGGUUAUACUGUAAGAGCAUGGCGAUGUAUAAGCUAUCCUGCACAUGAUGGCCAUACACAUUGCAAUAUAGGGGUUGGGUAUUGGAUAAUCAGUCAAUAAUUCAAUUUAUAUUUAAAGCGUACCUGUCAUAAUGCAAAAAAAAGAAAAAAAGUGACAUGUUACUCAGGACCCAAUCUUGAUCAUGUGCAUAUCAUUUUGAUGUGUCUCGGACCUAUAUAUCCAGAG
Molecule: messenger RNA, 3084 nt
Organism: Hyla sarda
Lineage: Eukaryota; Metazoa; Chordata; Amphibia; Anura; Hylidae
Gene: GP1BB
Product: glycoprotein Ib platelet subunit beta
Exons: 4
Coding region: 982-1608 (208 amino acids)
Source: RefSeq, a predicted model, not a curated record